Messenger RNA from Protopolystoma xenopodis, 3156 nucleotides. The record is from the annotation of a GenBank genome assembly. Lineage: Eukaryota; Metazoa; Platyhelminthes; Monogenea; Polystomatidea; Polystomatidae.
AUGCACAAGAGCGACUCAGAAUGCGACCACUUCUUCGCCAAUACCUUAUUCUCGGAGGACGAUCCGAGCCAGUUGGUUCCUCUGCUGCGCUUCUUCUCCGACGACGGUACCGAGCAGCCAGUGCCCGGGCGUCAGAUCAAGCAGGUCAAGCAUACCGGCCUGACGGCCGAGUUGGACGCCUACCGACGACGCAUUCAGUCGUUGCUCGAGUUCCUCGACUGCAUUGCCCAGCACUGGUGGAACAAGUCGUUUGAUUUCGACGGCCGACUUGUCGUCAGGCCGAGUCGAAGCGCCGAUUUGGUGCGCAAAACUCAGGCUCGACUGGUCUACAUGUUGCCCAGACUCUCGAUGCGCAGCAUCCUACCGUUGGCCAAGGCCGUGACGACACUUGAGUGCCGUGAUGCCGUCAAACUGCUGCCCUCCGGCGUCUUCACGAGCCCUCAAGACAACGACAUUACCAGCCUCCUCUCCUCCGAGAACGCUGCCUUCUUCAUGCUGCCGGUUGAGGAUUUAAACGAGGCGGGAAAGUCGUCAUCGCGACCCUUGAGACUGGGUGGCAACAAGGGCGACAGUCCCAAAGAACUGUUACGCAAGGCCUGCCUGUUGACGCGACGCCUUAGCGACGUAGAGGGUGUCAAACAACGCUUAAUUUUGGCCACAAUUCGUUGGAUCAUCUGCGACGGUCGUGAUUUGAACCUACGCUCACGGCGACUCGCCAUGCUCGCCAAGUAUGCCGAGGUCAGUUUUGUGGAGCAAUUCGCCUCUAUUCAAGCACUACUCACACACUACUAUCGCCCAAGGAGUCUUAUCAAACCAGUUGCCAUGACAACGGCUUCUGCGACCACAUCUGGCAGUCAUGCCGUUCAUGGGGGCAAUCAUUCGGCUCAGAGUCAACAGUUGCUGCCCUACCUGGUCGACAUGCUGAGGGGCGCCUCGACGCCAAUGCCGGAAGUGGAGGAAGAAGCGACGACAAUGACAAUGACGACGUCGUCGUCGACGACGACAACGACGACAACGACAGUCGAGCUGAACGACGACUCAAAUGCGACAGCUGCCGUCGAGUUUCUCUCGGAACCGGUGACGGCGAUUCGUCUGGUACGCACGGAUCAGCGCAUUCUCGAGGCAUUUGAGCAGGCCUGUCCCACGACACGUCACCAACUGGCGACCGCUGUCGGAGUGCUGGUCGACGUGGCUGACAUCUCCGACCCCCUCGGCCUGGCCAGCGGUGGUCUCAUAUGGCACCAGGGCGACUACGAGGAUCUCAGCACUCUGGUCUACCGACGGCUCGAGAAGGCGACUCAAGCUGAGUCGAGAACCGGCGCCAUCGCCAGCCAAAAUGCUGUCAGUCUUGGUCGGACUGGCGGUGAACGACAUGGUCUGUUGAAGAAUCGCUCCGAGAGUUGGGGCAUCUCGAGACGCGAGUUGAAGCCGAUAAUUGAAAAUCUGGGUCUUGAUCUUUGCCGCCUUCCAGUCGCGGUCUCGCAGGAACAAGACGUCAUUGAAUUGGCCCAAUUCCGCUCCGGCAUACCCACAAUCCUCGGUCUCGAACGCCAGCCCUCGACUGCCCUGCCAGCCUCGGCUCGACACAACACCGACAACCAAACCUCAGUCCUCGGUCAGUCGAGUCUAUGUCCUGACGAGCCGUCAUCGCGGCCAAUUCAUCCGACCGGCCGGUCUAAAAGUCUCUUUUUGCAGCAGAUCUUCGCCAGCCUGCGAUCAGCUCGCCUCUCCGGCCUGAAACAGGGUCAACAGAGCCGAAACCGGCAUCAUCGUGUGGGCUUCGGGGGUCAGGGCCAGCUGGAGGAUGACGACAAGACGGGUCCAUCCGUCGCCUUGUCGGUCUCGGACUGGACGCAGUCCGAGAGCGACGUGACCGGCCUCGUUCGUGCAGACGAUGCACGCGUCGAGGCGGCUACUUUGAGGCGGACGGAAGUGGAGGAUAGCAGAAAACUGAGCCCAAAGAGGCUGGAGAUGUCGGGACACUGGCAGUCGAAACGAUAUGCCUCAUUGGACGUAGAGCAACAGCUUUCGCCUCGCCCAGUUGAACGGAUCCGCAUGGAAGGCGACGAGUCGCGGCUGCCGAGUUCGACGCGGCUUCACGACGAGCUGAGCCCGAACGACCUGGUUGAACAGUUGGCCGACGACACAAGCUGUAUCUUCAGUGCCGGUACAGGCUACGAGAAUGAGGAAGUUGAGACGGAAGAGGUCAGUCUGCGAUCCCUUGAGAUCGGCGACAUUGCCAUUGCGGGCAGAUCGGACAAAAAGUCCCUUCAUGGGGUGUUCGGCGAGAGGAGCACAGUCGAAUUGGCCUCAAAGCAGUCGAAAAACUUCCCCUCUCGAGCCUCGUCGGAGUUAAUCCCACCAAUCAGGCAGGUUGCCACCUCUGAAAAGCAUCUAUUCUCCGAGGCGUAUUCACAUGCCUCACGUCAGACUGAGCCGGAUCAUCCUCUCGACCGCCAGAUCGGACACUUUGAUGACAUUUUGAGGAGGCCAAACGACGCAAAACUCGAACUAGCCCCCGUAGUUCAGACUUUCUGGUUGGCCAAGCGGCCCUCUACAAAGUCUGGAAAGGCGACAACAACCUCUGUGCAUCCGUUGCUAUCAGUCAGCUCCACUGCCUCUGGAACAGUGCCAGGCAGACUUACGCAGGUUCAAUCGCAACAGCACAACAUCUACCGGGGCUCGAGGAGACAACAGACCUUCCCAGACUGGCUGAGGCUCUCGAACCCAGGCCUGUGCUCGUUACCUUACAAAAGCGAUGAAAUGAUGGGAGAUAAGGAUGAUUAUGAUGAUGAUGAUGAUGAUGAUGAUUACUAUGAGGAGAAGGAGGGGAGCAACGACGAUGACGAAGAGAAUAUGAGUUGUAGGACUUUCGAAUCGUUGGAAGAGACUCCAUCAGGCGGGACAGAGGGGCCGGAAAUGAGUAAAGGGCAGCAUUUAUCACCGAUAGAGCUCUUCUACUUGGACGAGCUACUGAUAAAACAGGCGCUCGAAUUCACUAACCGGUUUAAGGCUUCUUUGUGUCGGCCUCCGAUUACGAAAAUGCCACCUAUCAAGAUGGCGCCGACUUUCAGAGGACCAUCAGGAAAUGCUGGCCGUAACUGUGGCCUCGAUUCGCUGAGACAAAAGGCUGGCAGGCGGAAUCAUCUCUUUUAA